Molecule: messenger RNA, 3338 nt
Organism: Triticum urartu
Lineage: Eukaryota; Viridiplantae; Streptophyta; Magnoliopsida; Poales; Poaceae
Source: RefSeq, a predicted model, not a curated record
GUCUGACCAAGCUAAUGCAAGGCGAUCAAGCAUUGUGUGUGAUAAGACAUUCUUCCUUGCUGAUCUGAGUCUGACCACCAAACCAUUCCAGAUCUGUGAGGGGGAGCAAUGGCGCAGUCGGCCGUGAGCACCGUGCUCGGGAGCGUGGGCAACCUUGCAGUACAGGAGACUACUUUCUUGUGUGCAGUCACCCUUGAAGUGUCCUUGUUGAAAGAUGAGCUCAUGAGGUUGCAGGCCUACCUCAGAGACGCCGACAGCAAAAGAAGGUCAGGAAUUGAAACAGUUGCUGUCUUGCUGAGCCAGAUUAGGACGGCAGCUUAUGAAGCUCAAAAUGUCAUUGAAGCUGCAGAUUACAUGGAGAAGAGAAACAGGCUCAAGAAGGGAUUCAUGGGUGCUAUUUCCAGGUACGCUCGCCUACCGAGUGACUUGGCCACCCUUCGUAAAAUCGGUGUUGACAUUCAACAUGUAAGAAGGAAGCUCACUGAUAUUUUUGCAAGUGCGGAAAGACUGAAUAUUAAUUUGGAUAAUAAUGUUCCUGUUGAGGAUGAAUCUCCACAAGAUGAUGGUCCUAUACAUCUAAACUCUGAAGAUGAUGUUGUCAUGGUUGGUUUUGAGGAUGAACACAAGGAAAUAGUGGACAAGUUAGUUGACAAUGAUUCUGGGCUUAGUGUUGUGUCUAUACUUGCCAUGGGUGGCGCUGGAAAAACAACACUUGCUAGAAAAGUCUACGCAUCAUCUAGAGUCAAAAAACACUUUGGCACGGUUGCUUGGGUGACUGUAUCUCAAAAGUUCAAGGGUGUUGAUUUGCUAAAAGAUAUUAUGAAACAAAUCAUAGGGCACAAGGACGAGUCAGUUGACCAAAUGAAGGAGUAUGAAGUGGGAAAGAAGAUCAAUGAAUUUCUAUCACAAAAAAGGUACUUAGUAGUUCUUGAUGAUGUUUGGGAAACAGAUACAUGGGAGCAAUUAAACGGAAUGAUUACAGUCUUUCCAGAUGCAACUAAUGGUAGUAGAGUACUGUUAACCACACGAAAAGAAGAUGUUGCAAACCAUGUUCAGAUGCCAACCUAUGUUCAUCCUUUGAAGAAAUUAGAUGAAGAUAAAAGUUGGCAACUUUUUAGUAGCUAAGCUUUACCAACACACAAAAGGUCUGUAAUAGGUGAUGUGGGUGAAUUUGAAGAACUAGGGAGAAUGCUUUCAAGAAAGUGUGAUGGAUUACCACUUGUGCUUUCGGUUUUGGGGGGUUAUCUAUCGAAAAAUCUGGAUACACAAUCAUGGUCCGAUAUAUUGUUAGGUUGGCCAUCAACCAAAAACAUAGAUAUGAUGCGAAGCAUACUAGCUCGCAGUUAAGGACCUACCAAGUCAUUAUUUAAGAUCUUGUUUCCUCUAUCUUGCUACCUUUCCGGAGGAUUAUAUAAUAGAUGUUUCUGUUCUUAUUGAACUAUGGAUAGUAGAAGGCUUCAUUCCACAUAUACCAAGGCAUACACUAGAAGAAACAUCACGCAAGUAUGUAGCUGAGCUAGCUCAAAGGAGCUUGGUGCAGGUUACCAGCAGAAGCAUGGCACAUCGAUGGAUUGAGAAAAUAAGGGUUCAUGAUAUUUUACGUGAUUGGUCCUUAGAAGAGGCAAGACAGGACAGAUUUCUUGAUGUCAUCGAUAAAACUUCAGGCCAAUUUGGGGCACCAUUAACUGAUAUCAUGGUAUCAUAUCAUUCUUCUUAUCAAGGCUUCAGUGGUCAGAAUUUACAGGCAAGACCUAAUCUCAGAGCCCUAACUGGCUUUCGACUUCAAUCAAUAUCCCUCCCUAAACUCAGGUUUCUUCGAGUUCUUCACAUUGAGAACUCAAGCCUACAGAAUUUCUCUAAGGCAAUUGGUGAGUGUAUUCACCUAAGAUGCCUCAUGCUGAGAAAGUGUGGACAUGUGACGACCCUGCCUUCAUCAAUUGGACAACUCCUUUACUUGCAAACUAUUGAUACAAGGGGCACUGAUAUUGGACUAGUACCAAGCUCUGUCUGGGGUAUCCCUUCUCUAAGGCAUGUUUACCUUGAUAAUUAUAUUUCUCCACCAUGGGGUGUGGAACAAAAAGAGUUGCAGACUUUGUGGUUAGAUUUUCCACAUAGUCGCCAUUUGUACUACAAUCUUGACAUGUUGAGGUUUUUGGGCCAAAUGACUCAACUAACAACCAUGAUGUUAGGAACAAACCGACCUAUUCCUGAGGAAAUGAUGAAUAUACUUGCAGACAAGCCUCGCUUGGUUGAUGUUGUACUCGAUGGUUUUUCUGAGCUUGAUAGAUGGCCUGAGAGUCAUUACUUCCCACAAGGCCUGCGAAGUUUCAGUUUAACUGCUGGUGCCAUGAAACAAGACCCAAUGCCGAUAUUGGAGAAGCUCCCAUGUCUUGUGGUGCUGAAGUUGAGUGGGUACAUUGGCCGAACCAUGUCAUGCUCUGCCGGUGGGUUUCCUCGUAUGCAGAACUUACAGCUUAUUGAUUUUCGAACAGAGGAGUGGAAGAUAGAGGCCGGGGCCAUGCCAAAGCUCUCCCACCUGAUACUCAAGAGGUUCUUUAUGAUGAGAAAACUUCCUGAGGGAUUGUUGCACCUUCAGUCCCUCAAUUACCUGGAACUAGAAUUUAUGCCCUUUAUUUCUGUUGGACAUGACAGCACAUUGAAGGAGUUGCAGCAGAAAGGAUGCAAGGUAACCUCCCUCACCCUCUUGUUCUCGUUAAGUUUAUUUUAUUUGAUUUUGCUGUGCUACCCGCGUUCGUUGCAACGAGGGAUCGAGAUGUUUGUAAUUUUUGUUUUGUUUAACUUGCUUGCGGUUUUGUUCUCUAUCUUUCCCAGCUGCAUUGUAUUGUCUGGAAUGAUAUUCUCUUGCGUGUUUUUGCAGGUGACUAAGGAUGGAGAUCCGGAUCUAAACUAACCUUGCUGCCUACGAUGUUGACCUCUAUUUCUGAUUUCUGUAUUGCCCUGCCUUACAAGUUCAUCUAUUUCUUUCUUGGCCCCAUCUUGAGCAGAACACUCACUAUUAUCAACUCUUCUCUAAUGUGUGUCUGUCUAAACCAGGCUUUGAGAGGAUAAUAUGUACUCCCUCCGUUCCGAAUUAGUUGACUCAGAUUUGUCUAAAAAGGGAUGUAUCUAAACGUGUCCAGAUACAUCCGUAUCUAGACAAAUCUAAGACAACUAAUUUGGGAUGGAGGGAGUAUGUUGUAUGCUCAUGUCGAAUGAUUUGUUUGUACGGUGGUUUAUGAUACUCUGUUGGGGCUGAGCAUACCCACACUCUAUCAUGCUCGCGCUAGCGACUACGCCAUCAUUGUGCACGUAGCACCCUAGCGCCCCUACUUGUAUUC